AUGGCAUUACCAAAGCGGAUCGUCAAGGAGACGGAGAGGUUGAUGAAAGAACCUGUGCCAGGCAUCAGUGCAAUUCCCCAUGAGGAUAAUCUAAGAUAUUUCGACGUCUCGAUACACGGUCCUUCCGCAUCCCCAUACGAAGGCGGUAUUUUCAAACUGGAAUUGUUCUUACCAGAUGACUAUCCGAUGACUCCGCCUAAGAUUAGAUUUCUCACCAAAAUUUACCAUCCAAACAUUGAUAAGCUGGGCCGAAUCUGUUUAGACGUUCUCAAAGGUAACUGGUCUCCUGCACUCCAGAUUCGAACGAUCCUCCUCUCAAUUCAAGCUCUCCUCGGUGCUCCCAACCCAGACGAUCCUUUAGCUCCAGAUGUAGCAAAGAGAUGGAAGGAUGACGAGCCGGCCGCAAUUGCGACUGCUAAAGAAUGGACAAGAACUCAUGCUAUGACUUAA
Molecule: messenger RNA, 450 nt
Organism: Sclerotinia borealis F-4128
Lineage: Eukaryota; Fungi; Ascomycota; Leotiomycetes; Helotiales; Sclerotiniaceae
Source: the annotation of a GenBank genome assembly